Molecule: messenger RNA, 1683 nt
Organism: Fonsecaea multimorphosa CBS 102226
Lineage: Eukaryota; Fungi; Ascomycota; Eurotiomycetes; Chaetothyriales; Herpotrichiellaceae
Exons: 1
Coding region: 1-1683 (560 amino acids)
Biological process (GO): transmembrane transport; nucleobase transport
Cellular component (GO): plasma membrane
Molecular function (GO): nucleobase transmembrane transporter activity
Source: RefSeq, a predicted model, not a curated record
AUGGGGUUCAAACAUUUUUGGGACGAGUAUGUGGUGCUCAAACCACAUCCUGGCUCGUUCGGAGCAGAUGAUCCUGACGCUAUCAAAUACACCAACGAAGACAUGGACCCGAUCAAACGGAAAGACCGUACCUAUGCCUGGUACCAGAUGGGGUUGUUUUGGAUAGCCGAAGGCUUCAACGCGGCGCAAUUGGAAGUGUCAAGCUCAGCCUUCUCUCUCGGACUGAAUCCGGGGCUCUGUGUGGUGGCCUGCUUGGUCGGGAACAUCAUUGUCUCCAUCCCCUGUGCUGCAUCUGGGUACUUAGGUAGUAAGCUUGGUACGAACUUUCCUGGUACGGUCAGAGCGUCAUUCGGCAUGCUAGGGUCCAAAUGGGCCAUGAUCGUGAGAGGGGUGCCGUGUAUCAUCUACUACGGCAUCCAAGUCAGUCUUGCUGGUCAGGCCGUUCAAGCUUGCACCACUGCCAUUUGGCCGUCUUUUGCUCACUGGGAAGUGAAUGCAAUUCCAGCUUCGGCCAAUGUGACAGCGCAGCAGAUUCUUUGCUUCUCGAUCUUCUGGCUGAUAUCGCUACCGUUCUUAUACCUCCCGAUCAAGACGCUGCGAUACCUGUUCGUCGUCAAGAGUAUCCUGGUACCUCUGUUUUGGACUGCCAUGUUUACCUGGUCAGUCACUGCAGCACGUGGUUGGCCUGAAGUUUGGAGGGCACCAAGUAAACCUCUUGACGGAUGGACCGUGGGUUACCUGUUCGGUAUAUGCGUCAACGCAGCGAUUUCCGGUAACGCGACCUUCGCUGUCAACAUCAUGGACAUCUCGCGGCACUCAAAGAACGACACAGCGGCAUGGGCCACCCAGCUAGUCGCUUUGCCUGUGCUGGUGACCUUGACCGAAUUUCUUGGUUGCACUAUGGCGGUGGCCUCGUCUGUCGUUUACGGCGAAGUACAAUGGAACCCUCUGACGGUGAUCAACAACUUCGAAAACCGACCGGGAAAGUUCUUUGCGGGCGCCUGCUUCAUCUUCUUCAACAUCAUGACCAAUGUCACAGGUAACUCGGUACCUCUGGCCAACGACCUGACAGGUUUAUUCCCCAAGUACAUCAACAUUCGCCGCGGACAAUUCAUCUGUGCGGUCAUAUCGUUCGCCAUCUGCCCAUGGGAGAUCCAAGCAAAGGCCACCACCUUUUUGGCGUUCUUGGGCGCAUAUACACUGUUCCUCGGGGCAACAACAGGAGUAAUCAUGGUGGAUUACUUCUGGGUCCGCCGCGGAUACGGUAUCAACAUUUCGCAUCUGUUCAAACCACACGGCAUCUAUUGGUAUAAAUAUGGCUGCAAUUGGCGUGCAUUCGUCGCUUGGUUUGUGGCCAUCGCUCCGCUCUUCCCGGGAAUGCUGUACUCGAUGGGCGUACCGAUUCACAAUCGAGGCAUUCUCAAUAUGUACUCGUGGAAUUAUGUCCUCGUGGUUGUCUUCUCUGGGUUGGUGUAUUUUACCUGCACAAGCCUGUUUCCUGUCCCAGUUAGACCAGCCGACGGAGAGGAGGACUACGGAAAGCUGUAUCUCCUCGACGGAUUGGAGCCAGCAAGUGGGAGCAGAACACCCACCGAAUAUACCGAAAGCCGAGACAUUGAAAAGAAUGAGAAGAUCGUGGCCGAGACGCAUGUGACGCCAGCCGCCAUUCAAACAGUGGUAUGA